Molecule: messenger RNA, 942 nt
Organism: Symsagittifera roscoffensis
Lineage: Eukaryota; Metazoa; Xenacoelomorpha; Acoela; Convolutidae
Exons: 5
Coding region: 264-794 (176 amino acids)
Source: RefSeq, a predicted model, not a curated record
CCAAAUGACAUUGCAACUACAAAUUAGGUCAACGCUUUACGCAACUAGUUGAAGAAAGUUAGUGCCACUUUUUGAGCUCACAGUAACUGUUCAAUUACUUCAAAGUGAUUCAUUCGCCAGAUAUUUUGCAACUCUUCAAUGCACCAGCUGUAUCGACUUACCAUUUUUGUGCACAAUUGACGGACUAUUUUGGUACUAGUUUUUUUUCCUUGUGAAACAGUCAAAAAGAUUAAUAUUCAUUUGCGGUCCAACAACAAAGUGAUAUGGAGUAUUAUAAAAAUGGAUUCAACUCGGACAAGACUUGUACCAAGAUUCGGAAACCUCCCGGAGGCGACUGCAGCGACAUUUUCAACCUCAGCCAGAGUUCACAGUCACCUCAAUUGAAUGCCAGAUCCAGUGUCUCAUUAAGCUCCAUGCGUCCUCAGUCAACGAGGAUUCCGUGGGGCACAGAAGAUGAUUUGAAAAAGUUACCCACACAGAAAAUUCCUACUACUCCACAAGCCAGACCUGAGCCAAAAAACGACUACCACCCGUUCUACGGGAAAACUAAUUCGGCCAGACGACACUUCGAUCAAGAGAGCGUGGAAGUCACUGCUCCCUUUGGAACAGACACCAACUACACAGCCAUCAAAACGAAAGCUAGACAUGCGAAUCACAGAACUACUACUCCUUGGUUCACAGAGUCGACAGGCGCUGAGGCCACGAAUGAGUCAGCGAAGAAAGAUAAGGCGAACUUAACAGAAGACGGAAAGCCUUCUUCUAGAAGAGAGUCUUUAUCUCAAAUACCGUUUUGAAUCAAAUCUCAAAGCAACUGUUCACAUUUGUUAGUUAUACUAUUUUCAGGCGAAUUAUUAAAGCAGUAAAUUGAAAAUUUUCAGCAGAAAUCUGUAAGAGUUUGUUGUAAAAAUUUCAUCAAUUGUGAGAGAGCUUCAAUUAAAAGUG